AUGACGAACGAUGACACUUAUAAGAAUCAUUUAAAUAUGGUCAAUCAACAAAUUCAAAGCAUCACCAGGAAAUUAAGAGUGACUUCAGGAGAGUUCUGGUUCUUAGGGUCAUUUCUCAUCAAUUUUAUAGUAGGGAAAACCAUCCAUUUAACAUCAACUGAUGAGGAAGUAUACAACUAUUAUAAUGAUAAGAAUAAUAUUUUCAAUCAGUUAUUUGUUAAAAAGGGUUGGUUUUGGACUACUAUACUCUUGGUAGCAUUUUAUGGAAUCUUGUUAUCCAAGAAUCAUCCUAAAAUCCAAAACAAAUUCCAAUUCAUUCAAAAAUCUGUGUUGAAGUAUAUCAUUGCUACUGGAUGGUGGAUUCUUUUCACUCAAUGGUGUUUUGGUUUACCUAUUAUGGAUAAGAUCUUCAUAUAUACUGGAGGUAAAUGUACAAAUAUUCAUCCAUCAAAGGUCAAACCUCAUUUAGUGUCAUUAUUAUCCAAAUCAGUUACUGAUGAAUUGCAAGACAUUUACGAAUCUAAGAUCAUCUCAUCAAGUGUAUGUAGAAGUUUAAGGGGUCAUUGGGUUGGAGGCCAUGAUCCUUCAGGACAUGUGUUUUUACUUAUUCACUCGUCAGUUUACUUAUUUUUUGAAAUAAGUCAAUUUUGGCCCGGGUGGUCAGUUUUGAUAUCUGACAUUAAAAAGUUAUCUCACGAUAUUAAAUUUGGUAGAUUCACCCUCCAUCACUACAUAUUGAAAAACCCCAGUAUAUUGGUCAUUUGGUUAAUAGGACUUUGGUGGUUCAUGUUAUUGAUGACCAAUAUCUAUUUCCAUUCGAUUUUAGAGAAACUCGUCGGACUUUUAUUCGGAUAUGCCAUUUUAGGAUUAUACUUAGUUCCUAGAUUUUGA
This is a messenger RNA of Yamadazyma jaroonii, 891 nucleotides long. The record is from the annotation of a GenBank genome assembly. Lineage: Eukaryota; Fungi; Ascomycota; Pichiomycetes; Serinales; Debaryomycetaceae.